UCAGCCAGGUCAAAGAAGGGAACAAUUAUAGUGACUGUGACCGUUUUCGUGACCGGCGCCCACUGGAACCUCUUCCGCCCGCGAAGAGGCUUCUUCACCAGUCGUAUGAUCAAAAAUACAGACGGACGAACGUUGUCCAGCAAACGUUUCAUUCCUCUUGGAAUAUAAAUCAAAACUGUUCUAUGUUUUCUGCGAGCAACUGCCCCAGAAGCAACUCAGAAUCCCUGAGCACUGUGUUUAGGAGCUGCGCAAACGGGAACGAUAUGGCAUCCGACCUCAAGUCAAGACUACAUUCCAGCUUCCAGGACCUGGGCGGAGGGGUCUCUCCGCCACCUGGCGGUGAUUUCUCGCGCGCUAGCGAGUUCCACCGAUUUUAUGAAAAUCGAUGUCAAGAUGUUCGCCGACGUCUCCUCAACCAGAGUCCAUUGGGCAGAUUGUCGCCCUUCAGCAUGACUUCGUUCAACGACCUCAGUCUCACAGGCGAAAAGUUCUGCGUCAGACUCGACGUUGGACAUUACGGACCAGAAGAUAUUGAGGUGAAGACCGUCGACCAGCAAGUGGUUGUGAGAGGAAGACACGACGAACGCGCCGACGAAAUUGGCACUAUUUGUCGCGAAUUUACCCGUAGAAUUCAGCUUCCCAAAGACAUACAACCGGAAAGCGUCAAAUGUUCACUAACCUCCGAUGGGUAUCUGGUGAUCGAGGCGCCGCGCAAGCCCGAGAAGCCACCCGCGAAUGAGCGUGUCGUGCCGAUCAAGGUGCUUGAUACUCCAGUCAAUAAUAGCGCAUCACAAAAGAUCAACAACGGGCAUGGAGCUCGGUGCACCAGCCCAUCACGACAUCACUGCACCUCAGCUGCCAGUAAUCCAAUACCACAGAUGAGUUCAUCAAAUAUAUCACAGCAGACGACUCAGAGCAACGGGACGACGACUACAACAGCGACCCUCCGUUCGAGUACAAUGACCAAAGUAACCGCAGGAGCUUCCGAUUUAUGAGCUCAGAUGCACAAUCCUCUCGACCGUCGAUGAUCAAGCACCCACUCCGAACAUGUCAGUUGAUUCCCGUUCGGAAAACGAGGACUUACACGAAUAUGAUCGGAAAAUAUCUUCCGGGCAUCUUUAUGAUCAGGAUACGUUCAGCACGAGCAUGCAAUGAUUUCAAAGGACCAUUUCAACUACUACUAACUAUGAAAAUAUUGAUAGCUAUAACAGCUGAUCGUCGCACGUUCAUGAUGAUACGUGGAAAAAUACAAUUGGCUAACAUUUACUCGACGUAGAGCGGCAUGCGAGAAAAGUAACUUUGAUAUUAUAUUGAUAUUCGUAUACCAUACACUAGAUCUAUCUAUAGAUGUAGUCUAUUUUACGGUGUAAGUUAUUUAGGAUUCUUGAUUGGUAAGACAUUCGAGUACCAUCAUCUUGGUAUGAAACGACUACAUUCAUAUAAUAGUUACUAAGUUCCGCAAGUAACUGUUAACGAUAACUGCUGCACUUGGCUAAGUACGGUCUUUGUGCCUUGAGCGAAGAAGACAGCUGGCCCGAUAUUCCACCUUGCUGCUAAUUUUCAGUCUAUUUUAGAACGCCACUAUUCUAGACCUCCCGUGUUAUUGGGCAUUUUAAUCCGUCUACAUAUAUAUAUAUGUAUAUUACAUCGAUUCAAUUAUUUCCAAUAGUAUCGUUGGCAGGCACCGAGGGCUCAGGGUGCUCACUGGUGAAAAUUUGACCAGGUUCACUUCUGGCGAACGGUAAACAACGGAUAACACUGUUUACCAGACGACUGUCAGCUAUUCCGUAAAGCUGAAACGUCGAAAGCUGUUUUCAGACCCAGACUAUCAUUUGCUAUUUAUCUAACCCAAUUUAAACAAACACACUUAGAUCUCCCCCACGAAAUCUGUGUGUCCAGCGCCGCAAAGUAUAUGGAGUGUUUGAUUAUGAGACGAAGAUAUAUACUGAAAUUUGUUUUAAAGCCGAGGAACAUAUUACAGUGGUAAGGUUGGCGAUAAUUUAUUUUUGUUAACUUAAAUAAAUCAACAAGGGAGCAUUAUGUCUAAUUGUUCGAUAGUUUUUCAAUUUCGGAAUGCUCAGGAAAGCCGUAUGUAGACGCGCUAUGCGGCUAAAACGUUUGUUGACCGCGCAGAUCAUAAAAAACCAUCAAAUGAUAUAAGAAAAUAGGGAGUUAUAGGUCUUAACUGCUAGAUGGUAAGUGCAAACAGUUUAUAGUCGAAACACAAUAAUCUCGAAAUAAACAAUAAGUUUACAAACGAUCAAAAUAAGCAAUGUC
Molecule: messenger RNA, 2277 nt
Organism: Varroa destructor (honeybee mite)
Lineage: Eukaryota; Metazoa; Arthropoda; Arachnida; Mesostigmata; Varroidae
Product: alpha-crystallin B chain-like
Biological process (GO): protein refolding; response to heat
Cellular component (GO): nucleus; cytoplasm
Source: RefSeq, a predicted model, not a curated record